CCGGGACGGGGAUCCCGUGAGUCAUUAAAAGUACCUCUACGUAGUACACUAAACCCCCCCGCCACGUGCCAGCGAAGAGGGUUCCAUAGUAUUUUACUACGUAUUUCCAUUGUUUUGACAGCUCGGCCACAACUAAAGACAUCACCAUUAACACAAACCACAUUUCAACAAUGCCCGCCGCCACCAACGACCACAUCCUCACCCUGUCAUGCCCUGACAAGCCGGGCAUUGUUCACGCCGUCACGGGCGUGUUCGCCCAGCAGGGCCACAACAUUCUCGACCUCCAGCAAUUCUCGGACCCCGUCUCGGAAAAAUUCUUCAUGCGCGUGCACUUUGGCCCUACGCCCACGCCCUCGACCGAGCACCUCAUCGAGCCCUUCAACAAGCUUGCGACCGACUACCAGAUGGAGUACAAGAUCCGCCCUGUCGCGCAAAAGACACGGGUUCUGAUCAUGGUGUCCAAGAUCGGCCACUGCCUCAACGACCUCCUCUUCCGCGCCAAGACCGGCCAGCUCCCCAUCGACAUCCCCCUCAUUGUGUCCAACCACCCUACCUUUGAGCCGCUGGCCCAGUCGUACGGCAUCGAGUUCCACCACUUGCCCGUUACCAAGGACACCAAGGCCCAGCAGGAGUCGCAGGUCCUCGAGCUGGCCAAGCAGCACGGCAUCGAGCUGAUUGUGCUUGCCCGCUACAUGCAGGUUCUGUCGCCCACGCUCUGCGAGGCCAUGUCGGGCCGCAUCAUCAACAUCCACCACUCCUUCUUGCCAUCUUUCAAGGGCGCCAAGCCCUACCAUCAGGCGUACGAGAGGGGUGUCAAGAUUAUCGGUGCCACGGCGCACUUUGUCACGGCGGAUUUGGACGAGGGUCCCAUCAUCGAGCAGAGGGUCACCAGAGUUGAUCACGGUAUGGGACCGGAGAGGUUGGUGGAUGAGGGCUCCAACGUCGAGAGCCAGGUGUUGGCGGCGGCGGUCAAGUGGUAUGCCGAGCAGAGGCUGUUCCUCAACAACGGCAAGACCGUAGUCUUUUCUUAGGCGUCUGGAAGAGGGUGCUUGAGACUGUGUUGCGUUGUACAUAAUAAUGAUUGAAUACCCGUACAUACAAGCUCCCCCAUUCCAAGUGAAACUGUGAGCUUCCAGAUGGUGAAAUCCCUUCAAGACCUGAGAUCGGAUGUUUCUUGGUUACAUUGUGGACAACCCAAGCAACUGAACACCGAGGCAACGCCGAA
This is a messenger RNA of Neurospora hispaniola, 1225 nucleotides long. RefSeq names its product formyltetrahydrofolate deformylase. The coding region runs from base 171 to 1031 and encodes 286 amino acids. Gene Ontology annotation, molecular function: formyltetrahydrofolate deformylase activity. The record is from RefSeq and is a predicted model, not a curated record. The transcript has a single exon. Gene Ontology annotation, biological process: 'de novo' IMP biosynthetic process. Lineage: Eukaryota; Fungi; Ascomycota; Sordariomycetes; Sordariales; Sordariaceae.